This is a messenger RNA of Penicillium brevicompactum, 1011 nucleotides long. RefSeq names its product Rag GTPase GTR1. Gene Ontology annotation, molecular function: GTP binding; GTPase activity. Gene Ontology annotation, biological process: positive regulation of TOR signaling; cellular response to starvation; cellular response to amino acid stimulus. The coding region runs from base 1 to 1011 and encodes 336 amino acids. NCBI's taxonomy places the organism in Eukaryota, Fungi, Ascomycota, Eurotiomycetes, Eurotiales, Aspergillaceae. Gene Ontology annotation, cellular component: nucleus; fungal-type vacuole membrane; Gtr1-Gtr2 GTPase complex. The record is from RefSeq and is a predicted model, not a curated record. The transcript has 2 exons.
AUGGACGCUCGAAAAAAGAAGAGAAAGGUGCUCUUGAUGGGCAAGAGUGGAUCGGGAAAGUCGUCCAUGCGCUCAAUCAUCUUCAGCAACUAUGUCGCCAAGGAUGUACGGCGCCUCGGCGCUACAAUUGACGUAGAGCACAGCCACGUCAAGUUCAUGGGCAACCUCACAUUGAACCUGUGGGAUUGCGGAGGACAAGAUGCAUUCAUGGAAACCUACCUUGCUUCCCAGCGAGGUAACAUCUUCUCAGACGUCGCAGUCAUGAUCUACGUCUUUGAUAUCGAAUCCCGCGAAGUCGACCGCGACCUCGACACAUAUCACGCCAUAAUUGAAGCGCUCCGCGAAUUCAGUCCAAACGCCUACGUCUUCUGUCUCGUCCAUAAAAUGGAUCUGAUCCAAGCCGAGCACCGCCAACGCAUUUACGAAGAGCGCUCCGCCGUCAUCCGCAGCCGAUCAUCCGGGUUCCAAGUCGACACAUUCGCCUCCAGUAUCUGGGACCAAUCGCUUUACAAAGCCUGGGCAGGCAUCGUUCACAAACUCAUUCCGAACCUGGUUGUCAUAGAACGGUUCCUAAGUGCAUUCGCCAAGAAGAUCAACGCAGAGGAAGUCAUUCUCUUUGAGCGCUCGACAUUCCUCACAGUCACUUCUGUGACAUCCGAGGUCGGCGAAUUAAACCCUAUCUACGAUCGCCAUGAACGUCUUUCGAAUAUCAUGAAGGCUUUCAAGCAUUGUGCCGCCCGCAAUACUCUCACCACCCCUGCUUCUGCUGGCUUUGUUGUCAUGCACACCAAAACACCGCAGUUCAAUAUCUUCCUCGGUCGAUUCACGGAUAACACGUAUAUUUUCCUGGUCGUGCCUCCUGGCGAGGCAUCAUACAACUGCGCCGUGUUGAACACGAUGCUCGCCCGCGAGGGCUUCUCAAAAGCCGCGGCAGGUGGUGGCGGUGAUGGGUUCCCGCUUCCCCCGCCGGAAUCUUUAGACGAUUCCAACGGGACGAACGGAGCCGUGUAA